Camponotus floridanus (Florida carpenter ant) is the source of this 1858-nucleotide messenger RNA. Its product is annotated as segmentation protein even-skipped. The transcript has 4 exons. The record is from RefSeq and is a predicted model, not a curated record. Gene Ontology annotation, cellular component: nucleus. Gene Ontology annotation, molecular function: RNA polymerase II cis-regulatory region sequence-specific DNA binding; DNA-binding transcription factor activity, RNA polymerase II-specific. Gene Ontology annotation, biological process: regulation of transcription by RNA polymerase II. Lineage: Eukaryota; Metazoa; Arthropoda; Insecta; Hymenoptera; Formicidae. The coding region runs from base 123 to 1316 and encodes 397 amino acids.
UUGCGUGACUGUGUCGUUAGAGAGUGUUGUACAAAAAUACAAGGAAGAAGAGAUAUUGAAAUGCAUAUAUUUAUAAAUUUGCAAUAAGUGUGAUUAAAGUGAUAUUUAUCAGUGGCAACACAAUGCAUUCCACUUAUAAUAGCGAAGACUAUGAGCAUGAACAAAAAGAAGAUGUGGCCGAUGAUGAUACGAUAGUGGUCGAUCUGGGGCCAUAUGGAUACAGUCCACCAUCAAAGGUAUCGACAUCGCCAACUGAAAAUGAAUCGCCGAUUUUGCAUAAAGAUCAACAGCAUCACGUGCAAUCUAAUCAUCAGCAUCAUCAACAACAACAAUCACAACAGCAACAAACACCAAAUCCUCCUGUGGACACAGUCCGGAGAUACAGAACCGCCUUUACGAGGGAACAAUUAGCUCGUUUGGAAAAAGAGUUUAACAGAGAAAACUACGUAAGCCGACCGAGAAGAUGCGAACUGGCUACGCAGCUUAGUCUACCAGAAUCUACGAUCAAGGUGUGGUUUCAGAAUAGACGUAUGAAAGACAAGAGGCAACGGAUGGCGUUUACGUGGCCGUUGACCGUGUGUUCGGAUCCAGCGUUCGCGACAUUGAUCGCCGCGGCUUCCGGCGCCCUGUCACCCUAUCACAGCGCGAUACCGAGUAUACCGGCGACGGCGCAUCUGGCCCCUUCGGCGACCCCGUACGCAUCCGCGGCCGCGACGUACUACGCGCGGUACUCGCCGUAUCCCUCGAUAAGCGCCCUGCAUCGACCGCAUCCGCGAGCCGCUGCCGCCCCUUAUCCGGCGCACUCGCACGUGCUGCAUCCUCAUCCGGCUCAUCUGCCCUUGCAGUUCGGCCUGGGCGUGCCGACCGUUGGCAGCAACGCCUUUCCCCCUGUCAGCAAUCCUCCCCCUACUACGAUCACGUACGGGCCGCCGUUGCUGCCGUCCGAGCUGAGCCCGGUGAACUCUGACACCUCCAGCGAGUGCGAAUCUUGCGCGGGUAAUCAGCCGCAGCCGCAGCACGUCGUCCACCCGCACCACUCGCAUCACUCGCCGCGUCACUCGCACCACGUAACGAGCGGAAUCCCGGUGCAGCCGCAGCGGGACCGAGUCAUCGGAGCGGAACAGUCGACCAAACUGCCUGCACUGAAUGGUAUGAACGUACCUGCUUCGAUAUCGUUCAUCUCCGAGGGUCUCUACAACUUGUCGACGACCUCGCCGCUGUCGACGUCAAUAUCGACGCCGACGACGACGACGGUAGCGGCACCCGUAUCGGCAUCGACGAAUAAACCCGAGUUAUUCCAGCCGUACAAGAAGUAAUUGUUUCACUUGUGACGCGUGAUAUAUUAUUUCUUCCGCCUUUCUGCCCUCUCUGCCAGGGAUACCACCCCCUGUUUUACGGGAGAAUAGCCUUGAUCUUUGGUUCGUUUCGCAUAGAGUCCUUUCUAAAUACCGCCCGCUGGGCAGUAAACAUUUCGACUUAAGGAAAUGCUUUCGCUGUUAGCGUUGUCUGCCCGCUAUUGGGUACCGCAACUCCUACUUUGGGCUAACUUUGUACUGCCAGUUGCGAGGCUGUUUCCUUUGGCUAGGAUGGCUGGAUAGAUACGUGUGGAUGUCGUAAAUACUCAAUGCCUUAACAAUUAUUAAACGAGUCCCCUUCGAAUCGAUGCAUCACAUUGAUGCGCGGAAUCUUUAAUACAGCUGUAAUAGAGUUAUGUGUCUGAGAAUGUUAUUUAUCGAUCAGAACAUAUUUUUUAUUUUGACUUUUAUUUCUAUUAUGAUUUAUCUCGAGACUGUAUUUAAAAGAUUUCGAUCAUUUUGACGAUGCCGAUUUAAACGUUGAUAUGAUAAAAUCGAAAAAU